AUGAGGAUUGGAAAUCGGGCCUUUCCGAGGGACUUUCGGAUAGGCUUUUUUGAAAGCGGCUUUGAAUGCCGGGCAGCCCUUGUAAUUGGAGGUGUGGUCCUUGGAGCACAAGGCGCAUUUGGCAGGACUGCUGCGGUCUUUGGUGCAGUCCUCCGUCUUAGACAAGGAGAUGCGUUAUCCCCCACGUUAUUUAACAUAGCCUUAGAAUCGGUAGUGAGAGAAGUACUUGAUGAUGUCACGGGCCUAAGAAUUGGAGGAGGACACCAAAUCACACUAGCUGCGUAUGCUGAUGACAUAAUAAUUAUGGGAGAAACCGAAGAGGACCUAAAACGAUCGGCAGAAAAACUAAUAAAUGUUAACCAACAAGCAAACAGCCAUAAUGAGAUUAAAAGGAGAAUAACUGCAGGAAAUAAGAGCUAUUUUGUGCUCGUACCUAUAUUUAAAUCAAGAUUAAUCUCCAAAAAUACAAAAAUAAGACUAUACAAAGUACUCAUUAGACCUAUAGAUUGUAUGCUUGUGGAGCAUGGGCAUCAACAAAGUCGGACGAGAAAAGAUUACUACUAUUUGAAAGGAAAAUACUGCGGAGAAUCUAUGGACCCAAAAGAAACGAGGACAAUUUAUAUGAACGAAGAACUAAUGCAGAAUUAA
Molecule: messenger RNA, 648 nt
Organism: Acyrthosiphon pisum (pea aphid)
Lineage: Eukaryota; Metazoa; Arthropoda; Insecta; Hemiptera; Aphididae
Exons: 3
Coding region: 1-648 (215 amino acids)
Source: RefSeq, a predicted model, not a curated record